AUGACACCCAAUGCGCAGCGGUCACGGUCUUCGACCCCCGAACCGGUUAUCAAUGCGGUAAUCGAGGAUAUAUGCAAACUAUGGGGCAUUGACGAUGCCUGGGAAGCACUCCCGAACGGCCUGAGCCACAACCACGUCAGCAAAGCCAAAGGAUGCCUAGGAUGGGGCGAGGAGUUUCUCGUCCUCCUUCGAGAUCUGGCAGGCUAUACGCCAGGCAAGCUGACGGAAGUACAACGCAUGAUACAAGACCGAAUUCAUCUUGGCCGGGGAACAAAAGCCAGUCGCCCUACAGGUGCCAUGAAAGAGGAUAUCCUGGCGCUGAUUACAUACUUUCGUCUCGGAGAACCCACACCUGCGAAGCCUGUUAGGCAGUCCAGUAGGAAGAAGCCUGAACAGGGAUACGUCGAGGAUAGAUCGGCAAUCUACCCGGACCGGCCACAGCCAUGGAACAAGUUUAGCAACUAG
Molecule: messenger RNA, 465 nt
Organism: Alternaria viburni
Lineage: Eukaryota; Fungi; Ascomycota; Dothideomycetes; Pleosporales; Pleosporaceae
Exons: 2
Coding region: 1-465 (154 amino acids)
Source: RefSeq, a predicted model, not a curated record